UGCUGGGAUUAUAGGCGUGCACCACCACGCCCUGCCACAGUGUAGGCAUAAAAACCUAGAAAGCUCCGCGUUCGACUGCGCAGAACAGCAAACCUGCGCAGCUCACAGCUCCGGAGAGCGGUGAUUCUUCAAGCCCACCCCGUUUCUGCGCCAGAAGCCGGACGCAGCCACUCGCAGCUAGUUGGGGAGGGAGGUGGCCGCCUGGCCAACUUUUCUUUGGCGCACAGUCACAAGACCUCGCCUCCGCACCCCCUUCCGGGGGCCGAGUGGUUGAGGCCGGAAAGUAACGCCUCCGGUGAUUGGCGGAGCGCGGCUGUCAGUCUUCUGGGGUCUCGCGCGCGGCCCGGCGAGGCCUGCAGAGCCGUCUCGAACCCUGCGGCGGGGGAAGAUGGCGGUCGCGGUGAGAACUUUGCAGGAGCAGCUGGAAAAGGCCAAAGAGAGCCUGAAAAACGUGGAUGAGAACAUUCGCAAGCUCACCGGGCGGGAUCCGAAUGACGUGAGGCCCAUCCAAGCCAGAUUGCUGGCCCUUUCUGGUCCUGGUGGAGGUAGAGGACGUGGUAGUCUAUUGCUGAGGCGUGGAUUCUCAGAUAGUGGAGGAGGACCCCCAGCCAAACAGAGAGACCUUGAAGGGGCAGUCAGUAGGCUGGGCGGAGAGAGUCGGACAAGAAGAGAAUCACGCCAAGAAAGCGAUCCAGAGGAUGAUGAUGUGAAAAAGCCAGCAUUGCAGUCUUCAGUUGUAGCUACCUCCAAAGAGCGUACACGUAGAGACCUUAUCCAGGAUCAAAAUAUGGAUGAAAAGGGAAAGCAAAGGAACCGGCGAAUAUUUGGCUUGUUGAUGGGUACUCUUCAAAAAUUUAAACAAGAAUCCACUGUUGCUACUGAAAGGCAAAAGAGGCGCCAAGAAAUUGAACAAAAACUUGAAGUUCAGGCAGAAGAAGAGAGAAAGCAGGUUGAAAAUGAGAGGAGAGAGCUAUUUGAAGAGAGGCGUGCUAAACAGACAGAGCUGCGGCUUUUGGAGCAGAAGGUUGAGCUUGCACAACUGCAAGAAGAAUGGAAUGAGCAUAAUGCUAAGAUAAUUAAAUAUAUAAGAACUAAGACAAAGCCCCAUUUGUUUUAUAUUCCUGGAAGAAUGUGUCCAGCUACUCAAAAACUAAUAGAAGAGUCACAGAGAAAGAUGAAUGCUUUAUUUGAAGGUAGACGCAUCGAAUUUGCAGAACAAAUAAAUAAAAUGGAGGCUAGGCCUAGAAGACAAGCAAUGAAGGAAAAAGAGCAUCAGGUGGUACGUCAUGAAGAACAGAAGGCGGAGCAGGAAGAGGGUAAGGUGGCUCAGCUGCAGCCCCAGCCAGUGCCCCAGCCCCAGCCUGUCCCUCAGCCUGAGACUCUGCCAUCAGCUGUUUUACAGCCAUCACCUCAGGUCAUUCAAGAUCAAGGAAACUUACUACCUGAGCGGAAGGAGUUUUCUGUAGAGUCUGUGAAACUCAUGGAGGUGACAGUAGAGCCAGUCUUGACAAUACUUUCAGAAAGUAAAAGCAAAACCAAAACUAGGAGCAGAAGUAGAGGUCGUGCUAGGAAUAAAACGAGCAAGAGUAGAAGUCGAAGCAGCAGCAGCAGUAGCUCCAGUAGCAGUUCAACUAGUAGCAGCAGCGGAAGCAGUUCCAGCAGCGGCAGCAGUAGUAGUCGCAGCAGCUCCAGCAGCAGCUCCAGCACAAGCGGGAGCAGCAGCAGAGACAGCAGCAGCAGCACUACUAGUAGUAGUGAAAGUAGAAGUCGGAGUAGAGGCCGGGGACAUAAUAGGGACAGGAAGCACAGGAGGAGCGUGGAUCGGAAGCGGAGGGAUACUUCAGGACUAGAAAGAAGUCACAAAUCUUCCAAAGGUGGUAGUAGUAGAGAUGCAAAAGGAUCAAAGGAUAAGAAUUCCCGCUCCGACAGAAAGAGGUCUAUAUCAGAGAGUAGUCGAUCAGGCAAAAGAUCUUCAAGAAGUGAAAGAGACCGAAAAUCAGACAGGAAAGACAAGAGGCGUUAAUGGAAGAAGCCAGGCUUUCUUAGCCUAUUUGCAGCAGAAGAUUUCUUGAUGAGUAAAAGGAUUACCUUUCCUUGUAAGGAGGAUGCUGCCUUAAGAAAUGCAUGUUGUAAAAAAUCUUUUUGGAAAAUACAGACUGUUUGUUUACCAGACAUUCUUGUACUUUUUGCAUAAUUUUGUAAGAGUUAUUUAUCAAAAUUAUGUGAGGUUCCAAAAUAUGUAAAAAUAAUAAUAAUAAAAAAGAUUAACAUCCCUUGUCAUCUUUUUUAAAUAUCAUACACUCUUCAGUAAGAAUCUGUAUAUUUUAAUAGGUAAAUCUUCAAGUCUGUUCCCUUCUACUGUAAUUCUGUAUCAUACUGCUUUUGUAGAAAUAAAUGUGCAUUUCUUCCAUUAUUUUUGGGAUGUCCUUGUUGACAGUUGUAUAAUAAAUAACCUCUUGAUAUCAUUUUCAGCUUUUAUCAUUAGAUGCUAAACACAAUUAGAAUGUUACUAAGGUUUCCUCACUUUCAUUUGCCUGAGACAGUUACAUUUUUGAGUUGUCAGAACCAGGUCUUUGUGGCUGUGAGGGAAUAGUUCUCUUUAAAAGUCACUUACUAUUUCCUAAUUUCCCUUGUUUUAAUCUAAGCAUUUUCCCGUUCUCUUAAACCAUAUGGUUGGUAGAUAAAACAGUACGAUUUGGUUGUCAUUUUCUUCCUAAUUAUGGGAGCAUCAUUCUUUUGUCGUCAUGGUUACUUGUGUGAUAACAGCAUAUAUAAACUGUUAAAAUACUUCUUUCUAGGGGGAAGGAGGUAGAAGUACAGUAUCUUCUAAACUUUCGGUUUUUGAGUUUGUGGUCUCUUCUUACCCUUUGUGUUGGCUCUAACUGCAACAUGCCAAUCUGUGGUUCCAAGAAUUUUUUUUGUUUAAGGAAGUAUUGUAUGAAAGUUUACAAAAUGAAGGAAGUUCAUCUAUACUUGAGUAUGUAAGCAAGAUAGCACACAAGUGUACCAAGUGAUUAUUAACUUUGUUGUUUUAUGAAUUUGUAUGAACUUGGAGUGUCUGUUGCCCAUUACUAUACAUGUGCAAAUAAAUGUGGCUUAGACUUCUG
This is a messenger RNA of Chinchilla lanigera (long-tailed chinchilla), 3107 nucleotides long. It is a transcript of the gene Pnn, whose product is annotated as pinin, desmosome associated protein. The record is from RefSeq and is a predicted model, not a curated record. Lineage: Eukaryota; Metazoa; Chordata; Mammalia; Rodentia; Chinchillidae. Gene Ontology annotation, cellular component: catalytic step 2 spliceosome.